Messenger RNA from Fonticula alba, 1328 nucleotides. RefSeq lists its product as hypothetical. The record is from RefSeq and is a predicted model, not a curated record. The transcript has 2 exons. The coding region runs from base 111 to 1217 and encodes 368 amino acids. NCBI's taxonomy places the organism in Eukaryota, Rotosphaerida, Fonticulaceae. Gene Ontology annotation, molecular function: guanyl-nucleotide exchange factor activity.
GCCAACAUAUUGGUGUGCCCAUGCGCCCUGCCUGCAUCGUUGGACCACCAUAACCCACACCCCAGGCCUUCGAGUCGAAGCACCUUGCCCCCUCACGGCUCAGCUUGUCCAUGGUCCUGGCCAUGCCCUUCCAGCGUCUUCCCCGCUAUGAGAUGCUUCUGGCCAAGUUCGACAAGUAUGCCUCACGCCUGCCCGGCUUCCGGCCGGAGGAAGGCCGCGCCGCCACGCAGGCCCUGAAGUCCUGCAUCCAGCGCGUCGAUCGGAACAUCAUCCGCGAGGUGACGGACCGGUGCUCACGCAUCCAGCACCUGGUGGAGACCAUGCCCGGCGAGUGCCCAGUCCUCUUGUCUACCUCCGAACUGUCCGGGUCCGUGCUGGAUGUCAUUGAGGCUGGCCCGCAUGCUGGUGCUCUCACCAGCGGCAUGGCCACCCUGGCGGCUCUGAUCAACCCCGCGGCACGGCUGCUUCGCGAGGGCUUUGUCCAGGUGAAGCGCAUCAUUGAGCCGCGGAAGUCACUGCUUUCGCCACUGCGCUCCGGCACAUACUACCUGCUGGUGUUUGAGAAGAUCGCCAUCUUCGCCAAGGCCACGGACAUCUCCGCCAAGCAGACCACCGGCCGGCCAGUGGGUGGCGGGUCUUUGCGCCUGGUGGCCGCUCUGCCAGCCAGCCUGGUGACCGGGGUGGGCCAAAAGCCAGAUCGACCGACUCUAUGCGUCACAUAUGGGCGGCUGACCGGGCUGUCGCGCUCGCCCUCGCGCAAUGAGGACCUCUCGAGUGAGCUCUACCCGACGGCUGGGCGCUUGGCUUCGGCCACGUCGUAUGCAUCGCUGGCUGAGGCCGCUUGCAGCGGCUCCUCCCGAGCCGAAGCCGACGCCGGGUCCUAUGCCGCUCCGUUGAACCCAAAUGGCCCCACCUUGCGGGCAUCUUCCUCUUCCGGGACCUUGUUGAACUUGAUCGAGGCCGUUUCCUCCUCGAUUGUCCCCUCAGCCGGGGCUGCAGGCCAGUCUCCUGGACAUGCGCGAUCCCUCUCCCCCUCGGCCUCGGUGGCUGGGCUUUCCCGCAGCAACUCCCUUUCGCGAUCUCUCUCGGUGUUGGGCCUGGCAACGCCAGCCCAAUCGGAGAUUCAGCUCAAGGCUCCGAAGACAGUGUCCAACCCGAUGUCCAUUGUGGAGGAUUGGCUGCCGACCCUGCGUGAGUUUGCGGAUCCUGUCUAUUGAGGCGGAAGGGGGCAGUUCCCUUUCCCCUGUUUGGGCACACACCACCCUCUUUAUACACAUGUACACGCGCAUGCAAGCGCGAGCGCACUCUCUCUCUCUCUCCCUCCCUCC